Molecule: messenger RNA, 1236 nt
Organism: Penaeus indicus
Lineage: Eukaryota; Metazoa; Arthropoda; Malacostraca; Decapoda; Penaeidae
Exons: 6
Coding region: 1-1236 (411 amino acids)
Biological process (GO): central nervous system formation; innate immune response
Cellular component (GO): extracellular region
Molecular function (GO): Toll binding; growth factor activity
Source: RefSeq, a predicted model, not a curated record
AUGCCACUACAACGCUCCUCAACGAAUCGCCUCUUCACACACAAUCUAACACUCCACGGCCAUCACAAAACCAUGCCUGCCACCAAGGAACUUUCGACAAUCCUUAACACCAAUUCCAAACCUAGAGCCUCAGUUACUCCAUGGUCUGGAGCCAGACCAUGGGGUAACAGAGACUACAAUCGCUUAGACUUUAAAGUUGGUGACCUGGUGACAAUGUUGCUGUCCCAAUGCCAGCUGUGGAUCGUGGUAGAGGAGAUCCACGAAAUAUCCUGGGUGAUAUUGUCAGCAGAGUUUUGGACACUGGCCAGUAUAAGAUGUGAAGUCGGAUGUUCUAAAGAUUGGGAAGUAGGGGGCGGGGAGGUGGGAUACUGUUCCUAUAAAAAGGACGCCCGAUAUCACGGUCGCUACAGUUCGAAGGCACCGAGAGCUGAGAGUUCAAGCAUGGCUUUACGAUACUUGCUUUAUCAAUAUACUAAAAUCUUACCAUAUUCUGUGUCGCAGGUUUCGUUGUCUUUGACGGUCGCAGUUCUGGCCGAUCAGACCUCACACGUCAGCAUCAGUCUCGGUGGUGCUCCUGCUAUCAGCCAUCACAGUUCCUCUCACCAUGCACGCACUCCAUACCACCAUCAACCUACAUACCACACACGGCCCUCAUACCAUCCACAACCUUCCUACCUUCCUGCUCCCGCUUAUCACCCACAACCUUCCUAUGAGCAUGAACACGAGCCUGCUGUGCCAGAAUGUGCUGCCAACACGACCAAAUCAUGGUGCCUACAAGACGACCAUUAUCCCACCUACGAGAUCAAACACGCAGCUGAGUAUCACCAUGAAAAGCUUCAAUCCCUCUAUGCUGACGUAGCCGACCUCAACACCGAACUGUCUGUGGAGCGACCAAAUACCCUGGAUGAGGAAACUUACUUGUGCCCAUCAGAGACCGCUUACGUCAGGCCCCUUCGUGCCCAGAACACCGAGGGAAAAUGGCGUGUCGUUGUAAACAAUAUCGAUGUCCAUUAUCAGACUCUCACUCAGACUACACGCAUCGAAGAGUGUCUCACUUCCGUUGAUGCAUGUCCUUUGGUGCCUGACUGCUACGAGUCCAAAUGUCUGCAGAAGUCUAUCUACCACCGCUUCCUUGUGUAUAACCCCUAUGAUCAGUAUUUCCCCUUCGCCAUCGAGACAUUCAAGCUUCCCGCCAGCUGUUCUUGUCUGUUGGGUGCCUACACCAUUGAUCAUUAG